CUGUGUCCUCUUAUCCUUUCAAUCCACGAGUACACAAUCUUGAGACGCUCGCGCACGCGCGUGGUCUGCAGCAAGGCAUAUUUUUCCUCUUCGGCGAUGGGGAGGACGGAUGCGAACCAAUACGGGAAAGUAGCAGGGUCUUCGGGCGGCUCCCCGUAUGCUUGCACGAUUCUCGAGCUCAGCCAUGGAGCGCUUGCCUGCCUCAUCUCGCGGAUAAACAACAUGCACUUGUCAAUCGUUUCUCUCUGCUCCAAUGCUUCUUCCUCGCCAAGCGAAAGGUCUUCGACACGCUCGAUGCGCCCAAUCGAAUAGCCGUCCAGCAUGCUAUGCGAUCGAAUCUUGAAUCGACCGAUCCCUCGCGUCUCGACGAAGCUGCGUCCAUCACGGAGAAGCUGGAGGUUUACGAUUUCGAGCAGUGUGCCGUAUUCCAAGAACUGGGUUGGGCCUAGAUCACCCUGCGGGGCAUUUGUCUUGUUGUACAUGACCAUGCCAAAUUGUUUAUUACCCUCGACGCACCGUCGCAUCAUAAGUCGAUAUCGUGGCUCGAAGACAUGGAGAAAUGUGGGCAUCGUAGGUAAAGAUAGUGUGCAUAUGAAUAGCGGUACAUCCAGGUCGUCGUCGCCAACUUGUGCUUCCGCUUCUACCGCUUUCUUGCGAGCGUCGAUCAGAUCGGGGCACAGAGCGUUCAGCAAAGAGUUUAGCAAUGUAUUGCUGGACUCGUUCUGCAAGGAAGCGGGUAAGUGUAUGCCUCGCCGACACACUGGGCAAAUGCUGUUGUGAUCCAUGACCCGGACAAGACAGCCACGACAGAAUGUAUGACCGCAAGACGUGGUUGUGGGGUUUAGCAUCAUGUUGUAGCAGACGAGGCAGUCAAGCUCCUUUUGGACGAUUUCACGCAAGCCUUGAAGCAAUGCAAUAUCCAGAUCGCUGUAGUCAUCGCCCGCGGGAGACAGUGACUGAUACUUGAGCUCCGAGCUGUACUGAAGUUCGCCUAGCUCUGCCAUUGUGAAUGUCGAUACCAAGCGACCACCAUGGAGAGUGCGCGAGCGCGGUUCCUCCAACAUGGCAUCCUUCUCUUCGGUCGGUGAUUCGAUUUCCUCUCGCAAGACCUCUUCAAGUAGCAUGGGCGUAUCCUCGAGGGCCGGGAUGUGAAGUGUGAUUUCCGUUCUGAUCAGCUCCAGAAGCUUGGACAUGGUGACGUCCACGCUGCACUCAGCAGCAGCAUGCUCGACACCACAGUAUUUCAAUGGACAGGCCACACCACUAAGGCGAUCAGGUGUGUUCGGAUAGGAAAUGUUGGCGCGCGGUUUCGGAGCGGGAAGGCAGGCGCGACAGACGGUAUGAGAGCAAGGUAGAGUCACUGGCGAAGUGAAGGGCCUCGAGCAACACGGGCAUUGUAGGAGGCGCACGAGAUGUCUGAUGUCGUCGUAAGGGGCCUGAAGAAACUUCUCCGAGGGCUCCUCCGGUCGCACAUCUUGGACCAUCAAGGCUUGCGGGUGCACUGGUGGCUCAAAAUAUUGCUUGCCACCGUGGAGCAAAAUGUCUUGUUUCCUUAACGGCGAAUUCAUACAGAUUUCGCUUUU
Molecule: messenger RNA, 1583 nt
Organism: Periconia digitata
Lineage: Eukaryota; Fungi; Ascomycota; Dothideomycetes; Pleosporales; Periconiaceae
Source: the annotation of a GenBank genome assembly